Messenger RNA from Rasamsonia emersonii CBS 393.64, 3930 nucleotides. Its product is annotated as 5-oxoprolinase (ATP-hydrolyzing). Gene Ontology annotation, cellular component: cytosol. Gene Ontology annotation, biological process: glutathione metabolic process. The transcript has 5 exons. Gene Ontology annotation, molecular function: 5-oxoprolinase (ATP-hydrolyzing) activity. The record is from RefSeq and is a predicted model, not a curated record. The coding region runs from base 1 to 3930 and encodes 1309 amino acids. NCBI's taxonomy places the organism in Eukaryota, Fungi, Ascomycota, Eurotiomycetes, Eurotiales, Trichocomaceae.
AUGGCCAGCUCAACGCCAAAGGGCAUACGGAUCGCCAUCGACCGCGGUGGCACCUUUUGCGACUUCUGGGCCAGCAUCCCCGGCCGCAAAGACGAUGUCAUCUUCAAGCUGCUGUCCCAGAACCCCGGCGAAUAUGACGACGCCCCCAUCGAGGGCAUCCGCCUGAUCCUGGAGAUGGCCACCGGCGAGAAGAUCCCCCGUGGCACGCCGCUGGAUAUCACGCCUGUGGAGUCGAUUCGUAUGGGCACGACGGUGGCGACGAACGCCCUGCUCGAGCGAAAAGGAGAGCGCGUCGCCCUGCUCAUCACCAAGGGCUUCCGCGACCUGCUCAUCAUCGGCAACCAGGCCCGCCCCAGCAUCUUCGACCUCUCCGUCUCCAAGCUGGAUCGCCUGUACGAGAAAGUCGUCGAGGUCGACGAGCGCGUCACCAUCGAGGGCUUCGCGGAAGACCCCGAACCCCAGCCCAUCGACAUAUCCUCCGACCCGGACCUGGUCGAGGGCCUCACCGGCGAGGCCAUUCGCAUUCUCCAGCGACCCGAUCUCGAUAAGGUCCGCAGGGACCUCCAGGCCCUCUGGGACGAGGGCUAUCGCACCCUGGCCAUCGCCUUCAUGCACUCGUACGCCUACCCUGACCACGAGAAGGCCGUCGCGGCCAUCGCCCGUGAGAUCGGCUUCAAGGCCUCUGUCUCGUCCGAGCUGCAGUCCAUGAUCCGCAUCGUGCCGCGCGCUCAGUCCGCCACGGCCGAUGCCUACCUCUCGCCCGUCAUCACCCAGUAUCUGGAGGGCUUCCGCAACGGCUUCAAGGGCCGCCUCGAGGACCACAACGCCAAGAAGCUGCUGCUCUGCCAGUCCGACGGCGGUCUGACGUCUUUCUCGCGAUUCACCGGUCUGCGCGCCAUCCUCUCGGGCCCAGCAGCCGGCGUGAUCGGGUGCGCCAAAACCUGCUACGACGAGGAGGGGGGAACGCCCGUGCUGGGCUUCGACAUGGGCGGCACCAGCACCGACGUGUCCCGCUACAGCGGCGCCUUCGAGCACGUCUUCGAGACGACCGUCUCCCAGGUUGCCAUCCAGAGUCCGCAGCUAGACGUGCACACUGUCGCAGCCGGAGGCGGCUCGAUUCUCUUCUGGCGGAACGGCCUCUUCGUCACCGGCCCUGAAUCAGCAGGCGCCUACCCGGGACCAGCAUGCUACGGCAAAGGCGGUCCCUUGACCAUCACCGACGCCAACUUCUUCCUGGGCCGGAUCCUGCCCGACUACUUUGCCCGUCCGCUCGAUUUCGAGGUGGUCAAGAAGAAAUUCCUCGAGCUGACCGAGGUUGUGAACGCGGAGAAGAAGAGCUCCGAGAAGCUGACGCCGGAGGAGGUCGCCAUGGGGUUCUUGCUCGUGGCCAACGCGUCGAUGACGCGACCCAUCCGGGCCCUCAGCGAGGGACGAGGCUACGAGACGUCCGCCCACAAUCUCGUCUGUUUCGGAGGAGCGGGCGGCCAGCACGCGACGGCCAUCGCGCGCGACCUGGGCAUCAAACGGGUGCUGAUCCACAAAUUCUCCAGCAUUCUCUCGGCGUACGGCAUGGCUCUGGCCGACGUGGUCGUCGAGCUGCAGGAGCCCGAAUCGUCCACCUACAACGAGAGCUCUGCGGCCCGCAUCGAGAAGAGGGCUGAAGCCCUGCGCCAGCGCGCCACGAAGCAGCUCCAGGACGAGGGCUUCAGCCUCGACCAGAUCCGCCACGAGAUGUUCCUGAACAUGCGGUACCGGGGCAGCGACACGGCGCUGAUGAUCUCCGAGUCCGAAGCAGAAAACGGCGACUUCGCCAAGGGAUUCAUCGCUCGCCACCGGCGCGAGUUCGGCUUCACGCAGCCGCGCGAGAUCCUGGUCGACGACAUCCGGAUCCGAUCGGUCGGCAAGGCGAUGGAGGUUAAAGUCAAGAGCCCUUUCAAGCAGCUGAAGGAGAUCGAGCGGCGGAGAGACGCCAAACCGGCGCAUAUCCGCAAGGUCUACUUCGAGAAGGAAGGCUGGGUGGACGCGCGCAUCUUCCACCUCAAGGACGUGCCCAAGGGCAGCGUCAUCCUCGGCCCGGCCAUGAUCAUCGACGAGACGCAGACCAUCGUCGUCGACCCAGCCAGCGAGGCGACCGUGCUGGCGGACCACGUCGUCAUCGAGCUGCUCGACGCCGAGGUCAAGAAGGUGUCGGCCGACGAGGUCGACCCGAUCCAGCUGUCGGUGUUCAGCCACCGGUUCAUGAGCGUGGCCGAGCAGAUGGGCGAGACGCUGCGCAAGACGUCCAUCUCGACCAACAUCAAGGAGCGGCUGGACUACAGCUGCGCCAUCUUCUCGUCCGACGGGCGGCUGGUGGCCAACGCGCCGCACAUCCCGGCGCACCUGGGGUCGAUGAGCUAUGCGAUCGCGUACCAGGCGCAGAAGUACGGCAAGGGCGAGCUGAAACCGGGCGAUGUGCUCCUGUCGAACCAUCCAAUCGCCGGCGGUACUCAUCUGCCCGAUCUGACCGUCACGACGCCCGUCUUCGACGAGAACGAUCCCACCAAGAUCCUGUUUUUCGUCGCGAACCGCGGGCACCACGCGGACAUUGGCGGCAUCGCGGCAGGCAGCAUGCCGCCCAACUCGACGGAGCUGUGGCAGGAAGGCGCGGCGAUCGAGUCGUUCAAGCUGGUGAAAGAAGGCGUGUUCGACGAAGAAGGCGUCGUGCACCACCUGUACGAGGUGCCGGCCAGCUACCCAGGCUGCAGCGGCACGCGGACGCUGAACGACAACAUCUCGGACCUGAAGGCGGGCAUCGCGGCCAACAACCGCGGCAUCCACCUGAUCCAGGGCCUGGUGCGCGAGUACGGCUGGCCGGUGGUGGAGCUGUACAUGCAGGCAGUGCAGAAGAACGCGGAGGAGACGGUGCGCAACCUGCUGAAGGACUUCAGCCGGCGGUUCCAGGGCCAGCCGCUCGAGGCAGUCGACUACAUGGACGACGGGACGCCGCUGGCGCUGAAGAUCACCAUCGACCCGACGGACGGGUCAGCGACGUUCGACUUCACGGGCACGGGGCCCGAAGCGCUCAACAACCUGAACAGCCCGCCGGCCGUAAUGUACAGCGGCAUCAUGUACUGCCUGCGGUCGAUGAUCUCGACGGACAUACCGCUGAACCAGGGCUGCCUGAACCCGAUCCGGGUGAUCUGCCCGCCCAACUCGAUCCUGUCGCCGAGCCUGAAGGCAGCGACGGUGGGGUCCAACGUCGAGACGGCGCAGCGCAUCAUCGACGUGAUCCUCAAGGCGUUCCGCGUGGCGGGCGCCAGCCAGGGGACAUGCAACAACCUGACGUUUGGAUACGGCGGCAAAGACCCGCAGACGGGGAAAGUGACCAAGGGAUUCGGCUACUACGAGACGAUUGCCGGCGGCGCGGGGGCAGGCGCCAACUGGGAAGGGCAGUCAGGCGUGCACACGGGCAGCACAAACACACGCAUGACGGACCCAGAGACGCUGGAGAAGCGGUACCCCGUCCUGCUGCGCGAGUUCUCCAUCCGCCGGGGCAGCGGCGGCGCGGGGCGCAAUCGCGGCGGCGACGGCUGCAUCCGGGACAUCGAGCUACGGCGGCCGCUGCAGGUGAGCAUCCUGUCAGAGCGGCGGGUAAUCGCACCCUACGGGAUGGCCGGGGGUGAGGACGGGCAGAGGGGAGUCAACCUGUGGAUCCGGAAGGAUCCGGUCGAUGGCACCGAGCGGACGAUUUCGGUAGGAGGAAAAGCGUCGAUGGCGAUGCAGGCGGGCGAUCGUAUCGUCAUUAAGACGCCCGGUGGUGGAGGGUAUGGCGUGCCGCCGGACAAGAAGAAGGAGGUAGAAGUGCUGGGCGAGUUUACGGUGAAGAAGCAGCAAUCUUAUGCGGUGCAUAGCAUAACCAUGAGGCUGACUUCUAGAAACGUUGAUUUGUAA